GUUCCUGAAUUUUGUUUCCUCCUAUGUGUUCUUGUUUUCUCUGUAUAGAUGUGAUUACAUUUGACUGGCAUACAUUUUACGUUUAAAUGCUGCCUGGUUCGUUGCUGUAUUUGUGGUAGAUCUGCGAACGAAAGCGAAUAAAGGUUCGCGCAGAGUGGACAUUUGCACAACGUAACGUGCUCUUGGUCUUAUUUAGGCUUUGAUCAAUUCUGUUUCAGGAGGAGGGAAACUUCGUAAGCCUGGAAAGCAAAUUGUGGCCAAAUUUGACUCCGUCUGUUAUCAUCACAUAAAAAACUAACAGUUUUAGUCAUACUGAAGGGAGCAACAAGAAGUCAUGUCUGGUAUAGCCUUAAGCCGCCUUGCUCAAGAAAGGAAGGCCUGGAGAAAGGACCAUCCUUUUGGUUUUGUUGCUGUCCCAACAAAAAACCCUGAUGGAACAAUGAACCUGAUGAACUGGGAGUGUGCCAUUCCGGGGAAAAAGGGGACGCCAUGGGAAGGAGGGCUGUUCAAACUGAGAAUGCUCUUUAAGGAUGACUAUCCUUCCUCUCCUCCAAAGUGCAAAUUUGAGCCUCCCUUGUUCCACCCAAAUGUAUAUCCGUCAGGCACUGUCUGCCUAUCGAUUCUAGAGGAGGAUAAAGACUGGAGGCCGGCCAUUACUAUCAAACAAAUAUUGUUAGGAAUUCAAGAGCUCCUAAAUGAACCAAAUAUCCAAGAUCCGGCACAAGCAGAGGCAUACACGAUUUACUGCCAAAACAGAGUGGAAUAUGAAAAAAGGGUUCGAGCACAGGCCAAGAAGUUUUCCCCGUAAGCUUCAAUACUUCACGUCAAAGGAUUGCUCAUGUUUUUUUGUGUCUGCUCUUUUUGGUCUUGAAAACUGUCCAUAGCAAACCUUUUUCCUGCUGGACAUUUUUUUUCUCUUUGUUUUUUUUUUACUGAAUGUUUUGUGCCAUUUUUCUGUCCUUAAACAUUCACCAUACUGAUCUGCCCCUUUAAACUUUUUGAUUUGGAGGUAUGGGAUAUGAGGGGAAAUGUACCACCAUAAUGGAUUUGCCGGACUCCCAUCUGUGGUACUUUUGAAAAGACUGAAUGAGAUCAAUGGAUGGGAGCAUCCACUUCUAUACAUUGUUCAACUUAAUGUAUUCAAUAAAUUAGCGGUUGUCUGCCUAUAUGCUAAACUUUUAUAGUAAUGAUAGGCAAGACAACCACAGUAAGUUCAGCAGUUAACUAAAUCACAAGUCUUUGUUUGAAGUAUUUAGAGUAAAUAAAAAAAUGUUUAUACAAAGUGUUAAAGCAUACAGAUACAUUCCAUCAUAUCACACUGUAUUGUAUUAUCAGAUGAUAAAGCUUAUGAACAAA
Messenger RNA from Hypomesus transpacificus, 1356 nucleotides. RefSeq names its product ubiquitin-conjugating enzyme E2Ia (gene ube2ia). Gene Ontology annotation, cellular component: nucleus. The transcript has 7 exons. The record is from RefSeq and is a predicted model, not a curated record. Bases 335 to 808 code for a protein of 157 amino acids. NCBI's taxonomy places the organism in Eukaryota, Metazoa, Chordata, Actinopteri, Osmeriformes, Osmeridae. Gene Ontology annotation, biological process: protein sumoylation. Gene Ontology annotation, molecular function: SUMO conjugating enzyme activity.